AUGCUUCUGAUUUGUCCACAGCUUUGCAACUACGCUGACUACCCCGUGUUUAGUGUUCAGCGUCGCGUGACGCCCGCUAUCUACAGACUGGAGGAUGAAAACAACUAUUAUGUGGUAUUCGAACAGACAUGUCAGAGACCCUUCUUUGAGGACUACGAGUUCGAGAUCCGUGGCAGAAAGCUUCUUGUGAGCUGUGACAAGGAUGAUUUCUAUAAAGUGCUCGACAUGCCCGAUGACGCCGAUCUGAGACGCGAUAUUGAUUUGCGCAUGGUGAAUGGCGCACUGCUGGUAGCAAUUCCGAAAAGGAGACCGGUCAGAAUCUCCUUCAACACCUUCGACGCCUCGUUCACAGCAUUGCCUGUUCGCAAAGGAAAACACAACCGUUGCACAAGAAGACACACAGAGAUCUUAUCGGAGUCGGAGCAGCCAGAACACCUGAAACGCAUUCCUAUCGAGACGCCGCAAAAGGAGCAGAAGCAGACAGUGUCCGAGUUGAGUGGGCCAAGUGGGUCUGUGGCGCAUGUGCCGAGGGAAAUCAUGCGUCCAGAGGCAGACCUGAAGAAAAAUUAUACCACUAUGGAGCGUCACACUAGCCUUUCCCCAAAAUCUUACUCGCCAACCAUCGAGGACGUUGUCGAUGAAGAGUUUGCUCAAUGA
This is a messenger RNA of Ogataea polymorpha, 657 nucleotides long. RefSeq lists its product as uncharacterized. Lineage: Eukaryota; Fungi; Ascomycota; Pichiomycetes; Pichiales; Pichiaceae. The coding region runs from base 1 to 657 and encodes 218 amino acids. The transcript has a single exon. The record is from RefSeq and is a predicted model, not a curated record.